AUUUUGGCAUCGUGCAGCUACGACGAUACAAUAAAACUUUACAAAGGAGAUGACGAUGACUGGUAAGUUAUUUCUUUACUGAUAAUAGAAUAAUUGGAAAGAUUUAAUUGUCACAACGCGUACAGGAUAUGCUUAUUUUUUGACCGUUUUUUAACUGUCACCCGAGCAUUUUGCGUCUCGCAAGAUAGGAAACAUAGUGGCCACCAUGAAGACAUGGCCAACUUAAUGCCCUCUAGACAAAGUGGCCGUUAAGUAUAGGCCAAGACAAUAAAAAAAUAAUUUGUUCGGACCAUGGGUUUGAUAGUAAUUAUGGAAAUUGUUUUUCGAGACUUUAGUAAGUGAGCACAUAACAAAGGGUGGCCUUAUAAUACAGGCUUGACUGUAUCUUCAAUUCAAUGAAUUGUCCCAAAAUUUUCAGCGGUUUCACCGCAAAUAUAUUUUUGAACAUUUGACGUCAUUUCCGUGAUUCAUAAGAGGGUUGUCAAUAGAAAAUUGUGGUCGGUUUCUUGUUAGUUAAGCAUGUGGUCUGAGGUUUAAUGAUAGUGACGAUGAUACCUACAAGGGUAUAGUAAAGAGCAUUGAUAACGUUACGUUGUGUGUUCUUUUAAUUUGCAGGUCUUGUUUUGAUACUUUAGAAGGUCACGAGUCUACAGUGUGGGCUAUUAGUUUUGACAAAACUGGUGACGGAAUGGAUUGGUGCCACUGAGGUUUCUGUCAGUUAUCACAGCCGCACGUUUUGAUACGUGGAAUACUGCCUUAGAAUUGCUGUGAUUACAUUUGUUUCCACCUUUUUUUGAAAGGAUAUAAACAACAGCUUUUGACAGAAAUCUUUGAACAAACAACAGCUGUCACUCAAUCUACCUUUGGGGUCCUUCAUGUAAAUUUUCAUAUUGUUUUUAAGUUAAACAUCGUUAAGGUCAGUUCUCUCGCAAAAAGAGUACACGUUUAAGCUUUUAGACUCUUUUUUUUUUCGCACUUAACCCAAAUCAUAUGUAGUCCUACGCCUUAACCAUCGUUUUUGUUAUUGUUAUAUGUAACUAGGAAGUCGAAAAAUACUUAUAAAAGAGAAUUACGUCCUUAGGUGAAAAUUCCUUGAAUGUUAUAUUAAGGACAAAUAUAUUAUAUUUCAACAUCUGUUUGUUCACCGCUCAUUUAUUGUAACAAUCUGACCAGGAAAUGGCCAGACAGGCUGGUUAGGUCCUCACUUUAACCGUUUUGGUUUGUUUCCUUUUCCUGAUUUUUUUUCCCAGUUUCGUGUAGCGAUGACAAAACUCUAAGAAUAUGGCAGUGUUAUGAACCUGGAAAUGAGGAAGGUAUUUGUUGAACUCUAUUACGGGACGUGGUUACAUUGAGCGCAUAAGUGCGAAUUAGCUUCAACCGUUACCGGCUUUUGUGCAGAAGAAUUCUUCGUGCUCUCCAACUCUUGUGUUCAAUUCCUUGUGUUUAAUCCGCCAUCGGUCGUGUUAUCCGUGAUACCGCGCAAAAAAUCUUUCGGAACAAAGGGAAUGCAGUUGCAGCAAGUUGCGUUGUGCACAACAACCACUUCGUAGCCAAAACAGAGUGUUUGGCCUUCACUUCCGCAAGAGAGCUAUGAUGUAAAGUCCUAGGAGUUUACUUCCCUCUUUCCUAGCCAUAUGGCCCAUAACCUUUACUAGUAACGAUGACAUUUUCUGCCUGUGUUUACAUUGAAUAAAGGUGUGCCAACCCACGGAAGUGACCCGAAAUGGAAGACAGUCUGCGUCUUAUCUGGCUAUCACGACCGAAGCGUUUAUGAUGUUCGCUGGUGAGUUGUAAUCAAACUUACUUUUCAUAUUCUUUAUUCAGUCUGUGGCCCGCUGUUCUGUUAACCUCAUGGUUACAACCAAAAAACUAUUGUUUCCACGGUUUGAAUUUGCAUUCUAUUCAUAUCCUAGCGGGCCCCUUCGCUUCUCUCCCUGUCCCGUCGGACAUCUGGGAAUCAGGCUAGGUGCAUCUACCGUAUCUCUUUUUCUGGCUUUUAUGUUGGACGUAUCUUCAUGUCGAUUCGCCUCGUUCCGAGCUCUUCAAAAUAUGUCUUUGACCCCACAGGAUACACAAAACCGCGGCAUAAAUCCGUCUCCCUUGUCAAGAUGGGAUGUAGAGGUUUGUUUGAUGCACCAUGAUCCACGUGAUCUUGAAUCCUAAUCUGUAUUAUCUCAAAGGACCGCACUCCUAGAGUACGAAAUAACUCUUUUCAUGCUUUUCUGUAAAUUUCUUUGUUGUCCUUUGACAACUGCGAUGUAAAAUGACGAAGUUUUAGGUUCUUCAAGAAGGUGAACGGCAAGACGAUAAAUAUUCCGACGUGGUUCCCUCUCUUAAGCUCCAACUUACUUUCCCAACUAUUGAGUAACUGGACGAGUUGAAAUAAUCACGAACAAGCUUAGAGGGAUACGAAGCCAGUUUCCAAUGACAUUGUUACCAGCGUCACCGUUGUGCGGUAUCGUAAGGUCCCUACCAUUUAAAGAGUGACGAGUGAAUGGCAGAUUAUGAAGACGUGCGAGGGUGUAGAUGUGGAGAAAAAGAGAGAAUCCUUCACUUCUUCAAAGCUUCACCAUGUUUACAAACGCAUUGGCUUACGACAAUGCAACAAAUUUAUGGGAUCUGCCCAAGAUUUUGCAUCUUUUGUAAUUGUUUUUCUAAUCUUAGGUCAUUUGGCACUGAUGCCAUAGCGACAUCUUCCGGAGAUGACUGCAUACGAAUUUUUCAACAGGUGAUUCACAAUCAAACUGUUCUACAGAUUUUUGAUGUUUGGUACCUCGCAAUUUAGGAAGCUUUUAUUUAAAUCACUACACUAGCGAAUCAUACCUUUGCUGAACCCACAGAAAAGUUUCAGCCUUUGAUUCUUUUAACUACUACCUAGCCAACUUCUUGAGCAAGAAAAACUAAUUAGUUCGAUGUAGAGUUUUCUAUGAGACUAAUUAAUUAUAGGUUGCUUUUUAUUUAUACAUUUAUUAAGUACAUAAAUUGUUUUUUUAUUCAUUAGGAUCCCUCUGUUGCAAUUGGUGACAAAAAUCAACCUACAUUUCACCGAGUGGCCGUUCAAAGAAAGGUUUGCAGUAAUUUCGUUGGUAUCCUGAGCAUAAUCCAGUCUAGCAUCUAUGAAAACCUGACUAAAUUACUCUACAGUCGACUCUCUCUUAACGGACACCUCUGUAAAACGGACACUUAGAGUUGGUCUCUGCCUUUCUUGACUCCCUUUAUUUGACCUUCUAUAAGACGGACACCUCUCUAAGACGGACACUUAGUGCUGGCCCCAAAGGUGUCCGUCUUAGAGAGAGUUGACUGUAUAACCCUUUUAAUUAAGGUCUUACCCUUCAGGAAGUUUGUAUGCCCCCAUUUUUGUCUGAAGAUUAAUAUUAAGCUAUUUUGAUCAUACUUUUGGUUUGGGUGCAGCUUCAGCAAAAAGUGGACCGGGUAAUUCCUUACAAAUUUCUGGGGGGGAUAACUUGGAUAUGGAAUAUUUAGAACAAUUUUACAUCUUCAUUGUCUUACGCCAGCAGCUUGUCUUUUUGAACAAGUAUAUAUAUUUUUCUCUGAACCAAGUAUACAUUUUUUUCUCUGAACCAAGUUGUCUUAAGGAGUGCGUCUUUCAUUCGUUUACUCGGCUUUGAGACGGCUAGACGCAGCGUUUGGUUGUUACGUUUUUUAAUGUUUGGUACCUCGAUACGAUAUAUGGUGUGUCUUAUGAACAACUAAUUACUGGAUAAAAAAGCAUAAACCAGAUUUCUUUUUUUCACCUGAUACAGGCCCAUUCUCCAGAUGUUAAUGGCGUGAAAUGGCACCCUAAAGAAUCAGGUCUGUUAGAAUCAUGUUCUGAUGGUGGUACAAUCAACAUGCGGAGAUUUAUACCAGAAGAUUAA
Porites lobata is the source of this 3878-nucleotide messenger RNA. Lineage: Eukaryota; Metazoa; Cnidaria; Anthozoa; Scleractinia; Poritidae. The record is from the annotation of a GenBank genome assembly.